AUGGCUCCAGCAGACUGGCCGAGCGUCCUGCCGCCCCCGCAGCAGCAGCAGCAGCAGCAGCAGCAGCAACAGCAACAGCAGCGCAGCUCCGACCUGUGCAGGAGAGCUGUCACUACAUCCACUACAUCGGGAGACAUUGUGAUGGCACCGCCUCGGAGGAAGGGCAUGAACAGAGAAUUGAUGGCCCUGUUGGAGGAUCAGGCUGUGGAAGACCAUGACUUUGGGAGACAAGAAACAAGUGGGCCAGAGGAGCUUCCCGAAGGUGACAUGAACAAGGCUCUUCUUGCCAAGAGAAAAAGAUUUGUAAUGGAUACCAAUGCUGCCCUGAAAACCAUUAACCAGAAAAUUGGGUAUGCUGGGAAAAAACGGCAAGAGCAAAGGCAGAAGUUUUAUCGCGAAUAUUCUCAGCAGUUUCUGACUUUGUUUCAAGAGUGGGAUAGAGAUGUGCAGAAAACCAAGGAAGAAGAAGAUAAACUGGCUAUUUUGUUUCACGAGCAACGAAAGCUUUUUCAACAAGCUAGAACUGUUCAGAGCCAGAGACUGAAAAAAAUUAAAACUUUAUAUGACCAGUUCUUAAAGAAUAUGGUGUGCUUAGAGGAGGAUCAUGAACAUCUUGUUACCAAUGAAGCAAAAGAAUUUAGACAAGAAAUGGCCAAAUUGCAAAACAAGAUCAUGGAGGAUGCUCAACUGCAAGAGCUGGCAAAUAUUCGAAAGUCUCUUCACUGCCUGCUAUUUUGAGGACUCUGAAGAAAGAACUUGAACU
Molecule: messenger RNA, 763 nt
Organism: Miniopterus natalensis
Lineage: Eukaryota; Metazoa; Chordata; Mammalia; Chiroptera; Miniopteridae
Source: RefSeq, a predicted model, not a curated record